This is a messenger RNA of Blepharisma stoltei, 4149 nucleotides long. The record is from the annotation of a GenBank genome assembly. Lineage: Eukaryota; Ciliophora; Heterotrichea; Heterotrichida; Blepharismidae.
AUGUCCGACUCUCCAGAUUUAGACUUACAAAAUCCACUCCGAAGGUCUUAUAAAACACUAGAUGAAGCAGUUGACAAAAAACAAAGGAAAAAAGCAUACUCCGAUCACUUUACCGCAGUCUAUAACAUCUUUUUCCAAGCUUUGCCUGACCAAUUAAAAGCCUCUUCCAAAGGGUGUGUUUUUGCCAUUUCAGAUAACGAAGAAACCCUCAUUUCUGGGAACUCCUAUGGGAACAUCAGCAUAAUUAACAGAAAAUCCAAAGAAAUUCUAUACGAAAAACUUGCAUUUUCCAGUAAAGUACUAAAACUAUUAGUGGAAAACGGCCAUCUUUGUUGCAUUGUGGCAGGGUUAAAUUCUAUUUUCAUUUUAGACAAAAAUACAUUAGAAAGUGAGCUGUCCCUUGAAGGCCACUCAGGUCAGGUUACAGACAUAAUUAUCCAUCAAAAAAAAUUAUAUUCCACAGGUGAAGAUUUUACAUUAAGGGCUUGGGACACCACAAAUUGGUCCUCCCUUAAAACUCUUUUCCAAAUGGACUGCAAAGGGAAUUCUUUAGAUAUCAGUUCUGAUGGAAAAUUUUUGGCAUGUGGAAACAGCUCAAAAUCAAUAAUUCUAUAUGAAUUUGAAAAAAAUGAAACUUUUUCUUUACAAAGUGACAUUAAUCAAGAAAUUUAUGCAGUGAAAUUUGCUGAAAACUUUAAAUAUUUAGCAAGUGCUGGAAAUGCAGGAAAAAUUGAAAUCUGGAAUACUGGGUUUUGGGAUCUGAAAUUCUAUAUAGAUAUAGAAUGUAUAGGGUCAAGUUUGAAAUUUAUUCGGAAUGACGAGUUUAUUAUAGCUGGAUGCUCAGACGGUUUCGUAAAAUGUUGGAGGCUAUUUGAUCAAAAAUUAUUUUCAUUAGAAAAUCAUAAAGGGGCAAUAACUUCUUUUUAUGUCUCGAAAAGUGAAAAAUAUAUAAUUUCUUCAGCUGAAGAUAGGGUAUUUUUGACCUCAAAAAUCCCUGAUCUCCAAGAAGAAGUUCUCCAUGGGCAUAAAGGAACGAUAAAUUAUGUUUUCUAUAGCAAAGAAAAUGAUUUAAUUAUUUCAGCGCAGAGUAAUGGGAUUGUCAUUUUUUGGAACUCAGUUAAAAAAACAAUGGUAAAAGAAGUGGAUUACAAUUGUAAUUUUACCUUAAUAAUUAUGUGCCCAGAUGAGACUUGCUUGGUUUGUGCGACUGAUGAUUGCCGAGUUUUUAUUAUUCUGGAAUCAAAUAUAUUUUGUAUAUAUUAAUGAUAAAUUAUUUUUUUAAAUAUAUAAAAAUUAUUAUAGUAUAUUAAUCUUGAUUCAUAUGAGAUUGAUAAUAUGACUAUUAGAGAAAAAUAUGAAAUUUCAGCUAUGAAAAUCACUCCAAAUAGCGAAAUCUUGAUAAUAGGAAAUGUUUUAGGGCAGCUGAAACUUAUUAAUUUCAAUGAUUUAUCUGAAAUUAGAAUCAUAAAAAAGAUGAGUUUAGGAAUUACGAGUAUUGAUAGUGACAAUAAAUUUUUCUAUGCUGGGAGCUUAGAUGGGAAAGUUUUAAUGGAAAAUUUAGAAGAUGAAAAUGAUGUUUACGUUUUUCCAGGAAAAUCUCAAAUCACUUGCUUAUCACUUUCUCCAUGCCGCAAAAGGCUAUAUGCAGGCUCAGGCAAUAACUUAAACAUUUGGAGUACAAAAACCAAAGAAAAGUUGAUGCUUAUUGAAAUGGGAGCUGAAGUAAAGAAUAUUUACUUCAAAUAUCUAGACUAUUUUAUGACAUUCAGUAGCGAUUCUAUGGUAAAAAUUUGGAGCCAAAGAGACUAUACAUUGAUUUCCAGCAUGCCAUUAAACAGUAAUACAAAAGGCCUAAUUUUAUUGCCAAAAGAAAAAUAUAGCAGUUGCCCGAUAAUGGCGCUCAAUGCGUCAUCAUCGGGCAACACCAGACAAAGAUCCACACGUGAAAUGGGUUCCACGUGUGGAGCCCUUUUUGGCGAGUGGAAAAUGAGGAUUAUCCACAUGCUAAAAAGGGCUCCACACGUGGAAUCCAUUUCCAGAAUGGACCCAGGAUCUGGUGUUGCCCGAUGAUGGCGCAUUGACGCCAUAAUCGAGCAACUGCUAUACAUGAUCACAACCCAAAACAACCAUUUAUUGAUGCAUAAUAACCCUUGGUCCUCUAACUCUAUAUCAACAAUAGGUGAUGAAAAACACAAGCCAGAAUUUAUGAAAUACCUCGUCAGCAUUACUGAGCAAACCUCGAAAACCCACAAAUCGGAAAUGGACUCCUAUUUAAUUGCUCCGUAUUUUAUAAAUGCGCUUCAUUUUUAUGCAUAUUAUAAUAUGAAAGACCAUCUUUUAGAAGCUUUAAAUUAUGGGUCUCCAUUAUUUAUGUCAAAAUAUGGGUAUUCACCAUUGACGAUUUCAUUAGACCUUAUGCAUGAUGAUUGCACGAUUAUUAUACUUAAUCAUAUAAAAAAAGCUUUGAGGGAGAAUAUUCAUACAGGAUACCUAUUGGAAAAUGCGCUAUUGGAAAUAAAUUUGAGAGGGUUCAACAAUAUUAAUAAACUUUAUGACUCAAUGCUUACUGCAAGCAGCUAUAAAAAUCUGCCGAAGUUUUGUAAUGCUUAUAGUAAGCUUCCUGCUGUCAUUCAUUCUAAAUAUAUUGGGUAGAAAAGGUUUUUAAUUAAUGUAUUUUUAUGAAAAUUAUAUAUUCCCUAUAAAUAAUGCUUCAUCAGUAAAUAUUUUUAAAAUAAUUAAUUUAAUAAGCUAUAUAUAGAAGUUUCCCCAAAUAAAUUCCCAAUAAGUUACAAAAAUAAAGACAUUUCAAUUAUUUUCCAACAGUCCACUACAAGAUUUUCACUAGAAAACGGGUCAGUAGAAAGCAUGAAUUUUAUAUCAAGUUUAAUCAAAAGUCCAAAUAACCGAGUUUUUACCUCAGAAGUAGUGAAGUAUAUUUUACACGAAAAAUGAAGAGUUGUCAGAUGGAGCCUAUAUCUUCAUGCUUUGAUUUAUAUCCACUAUUUAGCACUUUUAAGCACUUAUGCGGUUGGUUUUCAAAAUGAUGUAUUUUUCGCCUCACUAAUUCUAACAGCAAACUUCAUUUUGAUUUUGCCUGAAAUUUAUAUAAUUUUACUAUAAAUAAAUUAAUUAUUUAUAGUAAAACAUUUUAUGAUGUCAUUUUAUAGGCUGUGGAAUAUAUAAAAUUCUUACUACAGGGAUUAGCUAUUGGCUUUCAGUUAUGAAUAAUGUUGAUGUGUGGAGGUUUAUAAUGUGCACUUUGUACUGCUCAUUUGUGUUUAAAGAUAUUCAUGAAGAAUAUAAACGAAGCUGGCUGAUCUUUUUAGUUUUAUUUUCCUGGAUAAGAGGGAUAGGAUUAUUUGCGUUAUUCGAACAAACAAGAUUUUUGGUUAAUAUGAUUAAGACCGUUAUUAUAGAAAUGCUAGCGUUUUUCGUGGUUUUGGCAUACUCGACGCUUGCUUUUGCGUUUUUUGAGCAUGCGAUAGAAGACUCAGACACUUCUGAUGAAUUUUUUGAUUAUUUAUUGGCUUCUUAUAUGUUUACGCUAGGUGAUUUUGGAGAUGGGGAUUACUCUGAUACAGAAUGGAUCAUUGUUAUUCUAGUUUCAAUUCUCAACUCUAUGAUUUUGCUUAUAAUUUUUAUAUUAAAUUUACACUAUAAAUAAGCAGCCUAAUAUAAAUUUAUAUAUAUAAAAUAGUCCAAAAAUUUUUUAAUGAUGCCAAAAAUCAGGUAAUAAAUUAUAAUUUCUUAAUCUCAAUUAUUUUCAACACCUUUGGGAAAGUCCAAGAAGAAAAAGACGCAGUUAGCCAACGAGAGCUCGCUAAAAUUAUCCUAGAAGGUGAAUCCAUACAAUUUUGGAAGCGAAAAAGUAAGCCAAAAUAUCUACAAGUCUGCAAGUCAAAUUUUGGAGAUAUUGAUGGAGAAUCAGAUAAAUUAAAAAAAUAUAGAAAAGAAAUAAUAGACGCAGUAAAAGAGACUAGUGAAGAAAUAAAAAACUCAAAAGGAGAAAUUAUUGAAUAUGUAGAAAGGAGCAAAAUUAAUAGUGAAAAUGAUCUGCAAAAGAAUUUUGAAAUGUUGGAAAAAAGACUGAUGGAAAAUAUGGAGAAAAAAUUCGGGGAAAUAAUGGAAAGGAUUGAGAAAAAAGGGUAA